Python bivittatus (Burmese python) is the source of this 2573-nucleotide messenger RNA. It is a transcript of the gene PATZ1, whose product is annotated as POZ/BTB and AT hook containing zinc finger 1. Lineage: Eukaryota; Metazoa; Chordata; Lepidosauria; Squamata; Pythonidae. Gene Ontology annotation, cellular component: nucleus. Gene Ontology annotation, molecular function: DNA-binding transcription factor activity, RNA polymerase II-specific; protein binding. The record is from RefSeq and is a predicted model, not a curated record. Gene Ontology annotation, biological process: regulation of transcription by RNA polymerase II.
CCCUUCCAGAAUGUGGGCGCCGCCGGCCCCUCGCUGAACAGCAAGCGGGGGAGGGGGCGGCCCCGGAAGGCCAACCUUUUGGACUCGGUGAUGUUCAGUGCCCCGGGGGGGUUGAGGGAUGCCGGAAUCCUGCCGUGCGGGCUCUGUGGGAAAGUCUUCACGGAUGCCAACCGCCUCCGGCAGCACGAAGCUCAGCACGGGGUGACCAGCUUGCAAUUGGGGUACAUUGAUCUCCCGCCCCCGAGGCUCAGUGAGAAUGGGAUGCCAGGCCUGGACGACCCCGAGGCGCCCCGAAAGAGGAGCCGGACAAGGAAGCAGGUGGCUUGCGAGAUCUGCGGGAAGAUCUUUCGGGAUGUUUACCACCUGAACCGGCACAAGCUGUCGCAUUCUGGCGAGAAGCCGUAUUCGUGCCCCGUGUGCGGGCUGCGCUUCAAGAGGAAAGACCGAAUGUCUUACCACGUUCGCUCCCAUGACGGUUCGGUGGGGAAGCCUUACAUUUGCCAGAGCUGUGGAAAAGGUUUCUCUAGGCCUGACCACCUGAAUGGGCACAUCAAGCAGGUGCACACCUCGGAGAGACCUCACAAAUGUCAGCAGGAAAAUUCCAGCCUCCAGGGGAUAAACUCAGAGACCUCUGCAUCCAUAGAACAGUUGAAACUUCAAGAGACCUGCAACGCUUCCUUUGCCACCCGGGACCGGCUGCGCUCGCAUCUGGCUUGCCACGAAGACAAAGUUCCCUGCCAGGUCUGCGGGAAGUACUUGCGGGCUGCAUACAUGGCGGAUCAUUUGAAGAAACACAGCGAAGGACCAAGCAACUUCUGUACCAUCUGCAACAGAGGUUUCUCCUCUGCCUCCUACUUAAAGGUCCAUGUUAAAACCCACCACGGUGUUCCCCUUCCCCAGGUCUCCAGGCACCCGGAGCCCAUUCCGAAUGGGGGAGCGGCGUUCCACAGCGUCAGGACCUAUGGCAUCAAAGAAGGCCAGAAAUGCUCACAUUCGGACCAGAUUGAGAGCUCAGAUUCCUACGGAGAUCUCUCUGACGCCAGCGACCUCAAGACUCCCGAGAAACAGAACGCCAACGGUUCCUUCUCCUGCGACAUGGUGGUCGCCAAAAAUAAAUUGGAGUCAGAGGGUGACAAGAAGUACCCCUGUCCUGAAUGUGGCAGCUUUUUCAGAUCCAAGUCCUAUCUCAACAAACACAUACAAAAAGUUCACGUCCGCUCCUUGGGCGCCCCCUUAGGGGACUUGGCCUCCGCCUUGGGGUCCCCCUUCUCUCCCCAACAGAACAUGUCUCUCCUGGAGUCGUUUGGGUUUCAGAUUGUUCAGUCUGCCUUUGCCUCGUCUCUGGUGGACCCAGAAGCCGACCAGCAGCCGGUGGGGCCGGAUGGAAAGUGAGGCGUCUUUGCUCUUAAGCAAGCAGCGGCCUGUUUUUUUUAUAUAGAAGAUGGCUGUGAGAUACCAGAUCCAGUUUUAGAGUGGGGAGAGGCUUACUUAAAUUCCUUUUAGGUUCCCACCCUGCCCCUUUCUUUUCUCUCCAAACCCUUCCCUGGACGAAGAUGGUUUUCAGCUGACAAUCUGCAGGGUCCCUGCAUGAUGGUGAAUGGGUGGUGGGGGAUCUUUGGUGGCAGGCUGGCAGAUCUGGGGCAGCACCUCGUCAGAGACCCAGCUCGGGAACCACGUGAACAACACAAAAGCCAGAGGGCCGGAUCCAGAGUCUUGAGACGUCCUAGUUCAGCCGGCAGAGAGCCAGACGCUCCUCUGCCCUGCAGCUGUUCUCUCUGCUCAGGAUUCACACGUUAGCAAAGGUGUCUGCUCAUCCAUGCGGACCCGGUGGUAUCCAGUAGGUAGAAUUGCUGUUUUCUUUGAAAGGAAAAUCCACGGGAGGCCAUUAAAAACAAACCACGUUUUUCCUUUAAAGAAGACAGGGCAGUUCUCAAGAAGCAGAGAGAUGUCGUGGGAAAAAGAUGCCACCAAAUUCUUGAGCUGGCCGGAAAGCUUGCCUGCACGAGACCCCCGUAAGGGAGCAGCCGCUACUCGGGCGCCGCUCCUGCUUCCCUGUGCAGGGACGUCUCCUCAGUUGUGUUGUUGGCUUGUUUUUCUGAUCCUCAACACUUGGCCAUUGGUUUCCUGUCUCUCUCUUAUAAUUAUGGUUAUUAUUAUUACAUUUAUGAUUUUAGGACCUGUUGUAGUGAUUUGCUACUGAGACGCCUUCCAGGGCAAUUAUACAGAGAGCUCUUAAAGCAGCAGUCAUGUUAGGAUAGGAUUAAUUUUUUUUAGAUGUAUCAUAAUUAAAAACUUGGCUAGUUGAUUGUUUUUAAGUCUAUGGGAUAAUAUAGUUAUGCAAAGUGAAAGAAAGUUGGGGGAGGGAGAAAUAAGCUUAAAUUUCAGAAGAAGGUAAGAAUGCACUCUUGGUUGGUUGAUGCAUAAAGACCUCCAGAAGUUUUAACAUUUUCAAUGAGAUAAUACGUUUUUUUGUACCACCAACCUCCUGUGCAAAUAAAUACAGAGUUCACAGAGUGAUUUCAAAGCAGAAAAUAAUCAUUGGAUUGGACUGCAUUAAAGAAGUUAGAAUGUUA